Molecule: messenger RNA, 534 nt
Organism: Rotaria socialis
Lineage: Eukaryota; Metazoa; Rotifera; Eurotatoria; Philodinida; Philodinidae
Source: the annotation of a GenBank genome assembly
AUGUUAUCAAAUAACAUUAUAUAUGAAAAUAAUUUAUUAUCAUCGAAUGACAAUGACAGACCAACUAAAUAUCGAAUUCGACGAAUGCUUGAUAGUGACGUUAAUACGCUCGUUAAAAUAGAAGAAAUUACUUGGCCUUUUGAGCCAUGGACAGCUGACACUUUUUUUCAUUGUCUUGGUGAACCAUUUACAUAUUGUUGGAUACUUGUGAGCGUUACUAAUGAUCAUUCGGUACUUGGAUAUGCUAUUCAAUAUUUCAUUCGCGAAAAAUCAGAGAUAGCAAAUUUGUGCAUUCAUCCCGAUCAACGUGGCGGUGGUUUAGGUGGAAUACUGUUACAUCAUAUGAUAAAUUACGCUCAUCAAUUUGGUUAUAGGAUUCAUCAGCUUGAAGUAAACACGUCGAAUAUCCAUGCAUAUAGAUUAUAUAAUAAAUUUGGUUUUAAAAUAGUUGGAGUGCGAAAACAAUUUUAUUCAGAUGGUGCUGACGCAUAUGAUAUGCAGUUAAUUGUUGAUGAAGUUCAUCCGAAGAUGUGA